AUGGGGCAAUGUGGAAAAAAAAGUUACAGACUAAACGUAACAAGUCCGGCCAACCACAAGCUCAAAUCAGCUGUUGGGAGCCGGUUGGUCGCAGCUAUCAAGGAACUUCCAACUUAUGAGGAGGAACGUGCCUCUGUGGAGCGUCUCAUCCGGCCUGACGGCAACUGUGCUUAUGCAUUGCUCGAGAUCAGUGCCCCCGCAGGAUUGGAAAUCUGGGCCGUGAGGUCAGGGGUAGACGCAUUGAACCCUAGGCCAAAGGAGUGUAUCAGGAGUCACUUUGGGUUCGAGGAAGACAACGAUGCGGCUAUCACUCUUCAUUUCCCGGAUCUUGAGAAUGUAACUGAGACAGAAUACUACGUCAUUGUGUCUUCCAAUAGACACGGCUAG
Molecule: messenger RNA, 387 nt
Organism: Protopolystoma xenopodis
Lineage: Eukaryota; Metazoa; Platyhelminthes; Monogenea; Polystomatidea; Polystomatidae
Source: the annotation of a GenBank genome assembly